This is a messenger RNA of Guillardia theta CCMP2712, 1209 nucleotides long. RefSeq lists its product as hypothetical. Lineage: Eukaryota; Cryptophyceae; Pyrenomonadales; Geminigeraceae. The record is from RefSeq and is a predicted model, not a curated record. The transcript has 12 exons. The coding region runs from base 1 to 1209 and encodes 402 amino acids.
AUGGCUGCAUGUAGCAUGGAUAUACAGCCUGAUGUCGCAGAAGAAGAUGAGAAGUCGACUACACAAUGCAGCACUUCGGCUGAUGCUGGACCGCCUACUAAGAAAGCAAGGACCAAGGAGGCUGAAGAGCUCUUGUACUCAGUGUUUCACUGCUCAUCAUCCGAUGACUGCUCUUGUCGCAGGAAUACAACCAUUGACAAGCAAAAAGAAAGUGUAGUGCUGCAAUCCUCGCCUGAAGCUCUCCUGGGGAUUUUUCGUCAGCUCACCCGAAAUUCUACUGAAGCGCAAAGAGAAGACGAUGAUAACAAGAGUGCACUGCUCGAAAUUCUUCGCUUGAGGCACGAAUAUGCCAUGCAUCCAGAGGGUUGGGUUGCAAGAAAGAAGCGAGCGAAUCGUGAGAUAACGCAAAGGUUUGCUCAGAGGUGGGGAGUAGCUGACAGCGGGGUCAUGCGAUCAAGGGUGGGUGCAAGCUAUCAGGCUGAGGUGCCGGAAUGGCAAGGAGAAUGCGAAUACACACCAGAGAACCUGUUUGCCACGACAAGCUUUGUGUGUCCUGAAGGGCACAAGGAAGAAGUGGUGCAAGCGUUCCUCGCUUCUCUGGAGCCUCUUUACAAGGUCCAACAAGAUGCACACGAGGACUAUGUCCUUAGACGCAAGGCAGAGAGAAUCAGCUACAGGGACAUUGGCACAUUCCGUGAAUUCGCGUGUGAGAGACUUUGUGCAAACAACUUUGUUGAGACGGCCGCGAGACAGGAGAUUGAGCGAGCGAUGCACAAGCCAGAGGCGUUUGAAGCAAGCUUGCCAUACGAGGUCAUGAAACUUCAGAGCGACUUCUCGCAGAUAUCUCACACGUUCCGCUCUUUAGAUUUGGAAUUCAGGACAGGCAAAAAAUUUCCGAGCUGGGCAAGAGAAACACGGGAAGAACUUUGGUUCCUUGCUGAACCGGAGCGGCCUGGAGAAGCCGAUCAAGGACCCGUCCUCUUGAUGGAGACAUGGAAAGGGGAAGAGGACGGCGAGGACCGCGUGGCCAACCACUGGCUGCAGGUUCGAUGUGAAUGCAAGCGGUGGGUCAGAAUCCUGGAUUACCUGCGAUAUAUGUACACAGUCUGUCAAGAUUGCGAGAAGGUGCUGUGUAUCUGCCCGGCAUGCACAACUCCGAUCUCCCUCCCGAAGGGCUCGCACGUCAAGGGGGAGAGGCAUGUAGAGUGA